AUGGUGACAAUAUUUUACGAAUUAGUUGUUAUUGUAAAUUUGCGUUUAGAAAUGUUGGCUAAACUGUGUUUUUGAACGAUGCGCCCCCUAGUGUCAAACAAAAACCCAUUCAUUUUUAAUGUUUUAUUAAAUAAAUUAGUAAUUUUCGUCAUGUAAGUGCGCCCGAAAUGAGUUUAAAUUUAUUCAUCCGUGGCCCAAUUAGUGCCUGCGUGAGAAAAACUCUCAAAAAUCAACUCCACGAUUAUAGGUUAUGUCACAAAAACUUUCAAUUUUCAUCUUGUUUGUGCACGAAAACUGAAAAGCAGCCACAAAUUGAGCAAAAUGCCUCCCCAACCGCCAAAUUCCGUGGUAAAUUACUAAACGGCCCUAACCUCAAAGACUUCUUCCGGGCGGAAAAUUUAAAAGACCAGGAGAAUCUCGUCGAGGAGCAGGUCGUGCCCUACUUACAGGACAUCAAUAGAUAUGGCCAAAAACGCAAAGUUUAUUUUGACGUUUAUGGAUGUCAAAUGAAUGUCAAUGACACUGAAAUAAUCUGGUCGAUUUUACAAAAACACAAUUAUCUCAAAACUGGAAACUUAUUGGAGGCCGAUGUCGUGCUUAUCGUCACUUGUGCGAUCCGCGAGGGGGCCGAGGCGAAAAUCUGGGGGCGUUUGGAGUACCUCCGCGGGAUUAAUAAGACCAAAGCGGCGUUCAGUUCGCGUUUCAAGGUGGGGAUUUUGGGGUGCAUGGCCGAGCGCUUGAAACACAAAGUCUUGGAGAAGGACAAAACGGUGGAUUUGGUCGCGGGGCCCGACGCCUAUCGAGACCUCCCAAGACUGCUGGCGUUGACCGAAAACGACCAAAAAUCCGUCAAUGUCCUGCUGUCUUUUGACGAGACUUACGCCGACAUCAUGCCGGUGAGACUCAACGAGAACUCGGUCUCGGCCUUUGUGUCGAUAAUGCGCGGGUGUGACAACAUGUGCACCUAUUGCAUUGUUCCCUUCACGCGAGGCAAGGAGCGGUCGCGCCCCAUCGACUCAAUCUUGCGCGAAAUUGAACAAUUGGCGCAACAGGGGGUGAAAGAGGUCACUCUUUUGGGGCAAAAUGUGAACAGUUAUCGGGAUUUGUCCAAUUCGGGGGAGGUUUUUAUUAAUAAUCACACGAAUUUGGCCAAGGGUUUUAAAACUGUGUACAAGUCGAAAGUUGGCGGUCGCCGAUUCGCCGACUUGUUGGAAAGAGUCGCCGAUGUGAAUCCCGAAAUGAGGAUUCGGUUUACGUCCCCUCAUCCUAAGGACUUCCCCGAUGAAGUCCUCCAUGUGAUAAAGUCGCGUCCUAAUAUUUGUAAAAAUCUACACAUGCCGGCGCAGUCGGGAAAUUCGAAUGUUUUGGAGAGGAUGCGUCGGGGGUACACACGGGAGGCCUAUAUCGAAUUGGUACACCAUAUCCGUUUUUUACUACCAGAAGUUAGCCUCAGUUCGGAUUUUAUCUGUGGUUUUUGUGGGGAAACAGACGAGGAGUUCGCAGAUACAAUCACUUUAAUGGAAAUCGUAAAAUACAACAACGCAUAUUUGUUUCCCUAUAGUAUGCGCGAGAAAACAGCCGCACAUCGCAGAUACACUGAUGAUGUUCCAGCCGAAAUAAAGCAGAAACGUCUCGAACAAAUGAUUAAAACGUUUCGGUUUCACGCAGAGAAACUCAAUGCGGCCCAAAUCGGGCGCUUACAAUUGGUUUUAAUCGAAGGUUUUAGUAAAAGAUCGCGAAAUCAAUUAGCUGGUCGAAAUGACCAAAAUAUUAAAGUUAUUAUCCCUGCCGGGGAAGUACCGCAAAAGGAUGGCCGGAGUAGUAAAGAACUAGGGGCUGGGGAUUACGUCGUAGUGCAAAUAAACGCCGCAAAUUCCCAAAUACUGAAAGGAAUCCCUCUAUACCACACAACUUUAAGCGAUUUUUAUCUCGAAUCUCCCGAUUGUUUUGAGGAUUCCUGUUAUAACAUGAUUUAAAUAAUAUUGUUUUAUUUUUCUUUGGCAUAACAAUUGGAAGCAAAGUAAAUUAAAAAAUAAAUGGAAGUACGUUGCA
This is a messenger RNA of Tribolium madens (black flour beetle), 2052 nucleotides long. Its product is annotated as CDK5RAP1-like protein. Gene Ontology annotation, biological process: negative regulation of cyclin-dependent protein serine/threonine kinase activity; tRNA modification. The transcript has 5 exons. Gene Ontology annotation, molecular function: tRNA-2-methylthio-N(6)-dimethylallyladenosine(37) synthase activity; 4 iron, 4 sulfur cluster binding. The record is from RefSeq and is a predicted model, not a curated record. Lineage: Eukaryota; Metazoa; Arthropoda; Insecta; Coleoptera; Tenebrionidae. Gene Ontology annotation, cellular component: mitochondrion; cytosol. The coding region runs from base 168 to 1976 and encodes 602 amino acids.